AUGUCCCUCGUCCACCUUGCCAAUGUUUGCUCUCACAUUUCGAAUGCUUCCAAAGCCCGAUUAGGAUUAACUUCCGUGCUGAACACAAAACUACACCAGUCCCUACUCCUUGCGCUCCUCGAUGCCGGAUUCGUGUCGUCCGUUGUCCUAGGAGGGCCACAACCCCCAGAGCCACAUUUUCUUUUGGGUGUGCCCUCUGCACUCAGCCCAACGCUGCAAGAGGUGGAGCUUGUCACAAGAGAAAACGUUGCAUCGCGGCGAUUAUGGCUUGGGCUAAAAUACUGGCAAAGCGAACCGGUCAUCUCCAAAAUGUCGCUCAUUAGCAAGCCAACAAAGCGGAUCACUCUGGAUGUUCCCGCUCUGCGGAAGAUUGUUAGGGGAGAUCAGAGCAAUACUGUCUAUGGCUUACGGUCGCCUGGCGAGUGUAUAUUUCUUAAAACAUCUGGGGGAAUCUUGGAGGCUCGACAGUGUGUGGAACGGGACAUUGGGGGAAUGGCACUGUGUAGAGUGGUAUGA
This is a messenger RNA of Ophidiomyces ophidiicola, 516 nucleotides long. RefSeq lists its product as uncharacterized. Bases 1 to 516 code for a protein of 171 amino acids. The record is from RefSeq and is a predicted model, not a curated record. Lineage: Eukaryota; Fungi; Ascomycota; Eurotiomycetes; Onygenales; Onygenaceae. Gene Ontology annotation, molecular function: structural constituent of ribosome. Gene Ontology annotation, biological process: translation. Gene Ontology annotation, cellular component: ribosome; mitochondrion. The transcript has a single exon.